This is a messenger RNA of Gopherus evgoodei (Goodes thornscrub tortoise), 4157 nucleotides long. It is a transcript of the gene BLVRA, whose product is annotated as biliverdin reductase A. Lineage: Eukaryota; Metazoa; Chordata; Testudines; Testudinidae. Gene Ontology annotation, molecular function: zinc ion binding; biliverdin reductase [NAD(P)H] activity; nucleotide binding. Gene Ontology annotation, biological process: heme catabolic process. The transcript has 7 exons. The coding region runs from base 88 to 978 and encodes 296 amino acids. Gene Ontology annotation, cellular component: cytoplasm. The record is from RefSeq and is a predicted model, not a curated record.
AGAGUGGGAGCCGCACUCUGAUACGCUGGAGCUGGAGAGUUGGUUGUGUAAACAGGUUCUGCAGCGAACUACAGAGGGGCUAACAAAAUGUUUGGCACUGUUGUGGUGGGGAUCGGAAUUGCUGGAUCUGUGCGGAUAAGAGACAUGCUGAAUCCGAUGCCUUCCAGUCCUUCUGAGCACCUGAAACUGUUUGGCUUUGUAUCCAGAAGAACCCUGGGUAAUAUUAAUGAGGUCAAGCAGAUUAGUCUGCAAGAUGCUCUGGGAAACAAAGAGGUCCAGGCGGCCAUCAUCAGCACUGACAACAAAACCCAUGAGGAGAAUGUCAGGAUGUUCUUGGAGGCUGGGAAACAUGUUCUUGUCGAGUACCCCAUGGCACUGUCUGCUAGCACAGCACGUGAGCUCUGGGACAUGGCUGAGCAGAAAGGUAAAAUCCUCCAUGUGGAGCACAUUGAACUUUUGACAGAAGAGUACAAGCAGCUGAAAAAGGAGGUGGCUGGGAAGGAGCUUGUGAAAGGAAUGUUACAUUUCACAGGUGGUGCCUUGGAUGAAGAGCAAUCAGGUUUCCCAGCUUUCAGCGGAAUUGCCCGCCUGACUUGGCUUGUUGACCUCUUCGGAGACCUCACUGUCACCUCUGCCAGUAGAGAGGAACAGAAAGAAAAGAAUUAUUCCAGAAUGACAGCACAUUUUCAGACUGCAGACAAGAAACCUCUGACAUGGAUUGAAGAAAGGGGACCAGGGCUGAGACGUGAUAAGAAAAUCAACUUCUGUUUCAAAAGUGGCUGCCUGGAGAACCUCCCUGAGGCCCCGAGGUCUGCUGUGGGCCUCUUCAUGCAAGAUCAGAACCUCUUUGCCAAAAAACUGUUGGGCCAGGUCUCCAGGGAAGAGCUGGCCGCUGAGAAGUGGCGCAUCCUGCGGUGCCUGGACCUCGCAGAGGAGAUUCAGCAGCACUGUGAACGGCCAGCAAAAAUCCAUUCAUAAGGCCGCUCUUUAUGAGAAAGGGAAUAUGAUAGUCAGACACUGAGUAGAGCUGCAGCUUAGUGUUACCAUAAAGCAGCUUGUUGGCAGUUAAUGUCUAUUUGAUUAGUUCUUACCAUUAAAAUCUGUGGGGUUUUGCUCAGAAGCUUGGGCCCCACAAGUGUUUUAUGCUGUGUGAGAUAUUUAACAUGGCAGAACUGGAUGAUGCAUUGGGCUGUCCCCAGUACAUGGCAUCUUUCUAGUCAAACUUAAAGCUAUCAGGCAAAGAGCAUUCAGACAUGUUGCUCCCACAGAAGUCAAUGGGAGAUUUUGUCAUUGACUUCAGGGGGAGCAGGCCCAGUGAGACUGCAGAAGUUACAAUUUAUUAAAUAUAAUUUUAGUUCCUUCUUUUUAAUAUAUAUGAGAGCAAGAGAUUUAUAGCACUGUCUAGAAUGAGGCAUAGAGCUGCUCUACAAGCCUCUCUACCUCCAAAGGUGUUAUAGCACCAUACGCCUGACCUGCAAAACUUCAGAUAUUCCAGUCUUGUCCCUUCCCUGAGUAGUUGCCCUGAACAAUACUUUGUAUAUUGGCUGUGGGCCAGAUUCUGAUAUUUUACACCAGUGUAAACGAAAUCCAUUACUUACAGCAGCAUUUACACUGGUUUAAACAGAAUAAAUUAGAUUGGAAUCUGUCCUCUCACUGGGCGUUAUGCUGAGAUCACUAAACUGAUUUCUCUGCUGCCUUAUGCCAGGUUGUAACCCAGUUUUCCAGAGGCAAAAGGUUAGUAUAAUACAUUAACCCACUGCAUCACCUGCCCCUUUCCUCAUAACCAAUCCUUGACUCCUCUGUUUCUGAACACAGUGGCACACUGAGGCAUGCCCAUAACCCCUAUUAAUGUUCAUGAAAAUUCUGCACAUAACUCAGUGUGAGAAUGGACCACUCUGAAUAAAUGAAAUGUAUUAAUUAAUAGAAACUAUAAAUAAUACAUUUAUAGAAACAGGGACAAUAUAGUAAUGCCAGUUAUAGCAUGGUGUUAGGAAACAGAGCAUUGUUGCUAUUUGAAAAAAUGCUCUCAUGCAACUGUGAUAUUAUUUAUUUGUCGUUUUUCAGUAGUGCCCAGAGACUCCAUGGUGCUAGUUGCUAUACAAAUACAUGGGAAGGUUUGGUCCCUGCCAUAAAGAAAUUGCAGUCCUGAAAAGCACCAAGUCAUCAGCAUGCAUGGAGAAAACACUGAAGCAAUACCUUUGUCUCCCUGUAUUAUAUUCUAAUUACAACAUACAUCUGUUAUAAUAGCAGUAAAGCCCUCUUCAGAAGGUAUUGUUGUCUCCCGAACAUACCUCAUGGGAAGCCAGCAGCCCUUGUCUGCAUUGGCACUGGAGGAAUAAACUCCAAAACCAAGCACAUAUAUUGUAAAUUAUAUACAAUAUAAUAAAUAUAAAAUAAUGGCCAAAUAAAACUUUAACCAUACACAUCUGAACAGCAGAUAUGGUUCAGUUAGAGAUUAGGGAUGGGUAGGAUGGGGUAUGUUGUUUGGUUUAUUAGGUUUUUUUAAAUCCAAAUCAGCUCAGCCAGACCUAAUUAGUAAUAUCUUUUCUUUAAUGUUCUUCUAAGUUGUGCCUGCAAAAUAUGGGCCUGAUCCAAUGCCCGUAAAAUCAAUGUAAAGCCUCCCUUUGACUUCAUUGGGCUUUGCAUCAGACCUUAAAUACACGUGUGCACAAACAGGAAACGUGCCUGCGCAAUAUGCAUUGUGGAGCCAAAUGGGUACUUCAGUACCAAACUGGUCUAUUUUGGAUUCACAAUGACUUCUUUACACAUGGACAUACUUUGCAGGAGCAAAUACAAUGCCAUCUUUAGAAGGAAGGAAAUUUUAUCCUCACUAGUUUUAUGACAAAAUGUGUGAAGUGCAUCCUGAUUAAAAAUAGAAUUAAAAUCUUCUGCUAUGGAUAUUCAGCAGUGCACAAAAUAUUUCUGGUUUAUGACCUCUUCCUGUUUGCUGGAAAAAAUGCUGUAGAUGCUAGAGUUGAUGACUCAGUCCCUCCUUUCCUAAUCAGGUCACACUAAUUGUGUUUGAAGCGUUUUGCAGAUAAUCCUGUUUUUUAAAAAAAAUGCACACUGCAGGAGAGUGUCUUGGACAAGCUGGAAAAAAACCGCAACAGGGAGGCAAAUAGGUAAAAUAGAUCCAACAAACUGUACUUAGCACUGAAGUUGAGUUUUUGUUAAAAAAAAAAAUAAGCACCCCACCACACACUAAUCUUUGAGUGAGUGAAAGCUUCAAGGUGAGAUUUUCAGUGUUGUCCUAUCUGUGCUCCCAGUGAAGUCAAUGGGAAUUUUACCAUUAACUUCAAUAAGAGCAGAAAGAAACCAGUGCUGAGAAGUUUUGAAUGUUCUGCCCUGAACAAGCACUGUUAUGUCUUGCUUGUGAAGUCAUUCUAUAGAUGCUCUUCCAGUUAUUACCGGCUUGUACUGCCAGAUCAAUGUGUAUGAAACGCUACCCUGCCUACCUUAACUGAAACUUCCCUCUCUAUGCUAUUGGUGUAGUUACACUUGUACACAGGGGCCAAAUUGGAAGCUACAUGUAUCGAGUCAUUUUUCCAAAGGGAUGUGGAGGUAUUAAAAUGGAAUUCUUCACGUUGCUCUUGAAGGGUGCGGCCUCAGAAAUGCGGGAUCUCAGUACAGUGACAGCCUUCAUGCGUUCAUUUCUUGCAUGUCACGUUUUUUCCAUUUUCUUGAGAUGAAGGCAAAAGGCCUUUGAUUAAAGAAAAAUAUAAAUAACAUCAAUGUUUUUUAAAAAGAAAACUUACCUCAUGUGAAAAUUGAAGUGGACAGCCUAAAGUGACACUGUCAACCUUAAAAUAUUUUUUUUAACUUGUUUGGUUUUGUUACCUCGCUUUGCUAUUAUUGAUGCUGUGGAACAUUACAACUGAAAUCUGAUUUCUUGACUUGACUUGCAACUUUUUUUUUUGCUACUAUUUGUGAAAAUGGAGACAGACUUGUGACCAUUCUGGAUUACGCAUGGCAGUCCAGUGACCUGCCCUUCCACUGCUCAGAGCACUCCCUUUACUGUGCACUGCAGUGUCUGAUGCACUAGAGUUGCUUUGAUAUCUUCCGAGAUGUGAAUUUGCUGAUGUAUUGUGCUGGUUAUAUCUGCAGGUGUUAAUGAAUGUGUUGCAUUCACAUUAAUAAAGCUGUUGGAGUUCAGCGUC